AUGGUCCUCGACUGGAGCGCGUUAGCUCCCGGCCCAGCUGGAACAGCCAUGCUAGGCGAGAGCGGAAUCGAAGGCGCCGCCCGACGCGGACGCGAGCGUAUACGCCGCGAGCAAGCAGAGCAACGAGAACUCGAAAAGAAACCCCAGCAUGGUGACGAUACGGCGUCGGAAGUUACAUUGCUACCCACAAACCAAUCAAAAGAGCGCGAGUCCAAACCCGAAAGGUCUAAGGAAGGCGGCGAUCGAGCGCCCAGGCGUUCAAUGGGUUCUGAUGCGGAUACUUUGAUAGAGCAGAGGGAUGGUCGGAGGCAGCGUGGGGGUAUUAAGGGGAAGUUGAGUCGGUUUAAGAAGCAGUUGACGGGCUGA
This is a messenger RNA of Penicillium samsonianum, 366 nucleotides long. RefSeq lists its product as uncharacterized. Lineage: Eukaryota; Fungi; Ascomycota; Eurotiomycetes; Eurotiales; Aspergillaceae. The transcript has a single exon. The coding region runs from base 1 to 366 and encodes 121 amino acids. The record is from RefSeq and is a predicted model, not a curated record.